AUGCGGGACGAGAGCAAGUCGCAAUACAGGAAGGACCCGGCUUUCCCCCUGCUUUUCGGGAAACGAUGGCACCAACUUUCGAGGACACGGGAGGCCAACAGAAGCCGAUCGGAGGAGGGCGCCGACUCGAACCUGGGCCAGCAUGGGGGCGAGCGCGGAAGCCCCGCGGACCACACGCAUCCCGGCUGCAUUGGCCAAGCGUCGCCCUGCGGGACGACAACAACAAGCGAGGGGAAACCGGAGCAGAGGACGGGCGCGGUGGGCCCGGAGUCGGCCCGUGUUGCGGAACAUCAGCCCGGGAGAGGGAGACAGGCCGCACGCCCACCGCACUUUUCCGAGCGGCUGCCCGGCGAGGAAUCGGCACUCUCCGCCCGCAGCGUCGGCGGCAAGAUCGCCGCGGUUCCGAGGGCACACCACCAGCCGGCCGGGGGUCAGGAGGCUUGGAUCGGCUUUACCGGUCAACAACGCCAUGGCAAUAUCCGCUGUCCCUUCUGCUCAAAGCCCUUCCCGGGGGGUCGCAUCGAGGAUCACCUGUUGAGCUGCCUCACCUCUCCUCCCCUACCUUACAAUACGGACGUGCUCAGUAAAGACAGCGGAGAGUGCUCCAUCUGUCUGGAGGAUCUGGUACAGGGAGAGACCAUCGCCAGGCUGGCUUGCCUCUGCGUCUACCAUAAGAGCUGCAUUGAUUCCUGGUCCAAGGUGAAACCCUGCUGCCCUGAACACCCCUUCGAUUGACUCCCGGGUCACAUGUGUUCUGCUCAGUGACCAACCCCGCUCAGGAGACUACACUGAAUCCCAAUAAAAUCCCAAUAAAAGAAAGCGUGUAAUUGAACAAAUAACAGCCCUCUGUCCCUCUCAGACACAAACCGAUAUUUGAGUGGAGAACAGACGAUCCCAAGGGGAAGCUCCAGUUAGCGACACCCGACACUCUCCGCUUGGAUCGGUCCAUUUGAACUUGGCCUCUGCAAUUAAAUGCCAAACUCCAACAGUAAAAAAAAAACAAAACAGUGGCUCCGUCUAAUCUCUGGUCAAGACCCUUUUUUUUUUUUGGAACAGAAGCAGAGGAGGUUCCCUUUCUAUGUUACGGACUUGGCCCUGACUCCGCGGAACAUAAAAAAAAAUCUAAUAAACAUCAUCAUCCCAGAACGGUGGAUUUCCCCCCGAAAGAUCUUUAACUUAGGGAGGAAACACGACUAAAAAAUGGUUUAACUGUGACUCUGGGUUCUCUCCUGUGUAUUUUUUUCCUCCCUCCAAAUGGGAUUGGUCAUUUUAUCAAGUAUUUUGCAGAAAAAGUAUUGUUCCAUGUCAUACAUCGGAUGAAUGUUUUCUUUCCUCGGCUAACCCCAAAUGAACCAACCUCACACUGAAAGCGUGAACUGUUACCGCAUAAACAUUUGCUUUAUUUUGAACCAGCUGGAGGUUGAGGGCUUGUUUUUUUUUCUUGGUGAAUGGGGGCUGCCGUUACUAGGUUUUUUUUUUGUUGGUUUUUUUUCUAUAACUUGUAAACAUUUCAGGGGAAGUUUUGGGGGCUAAUUGUUUCCAUGAGUAGGUCAGUUUUCUUGUAGGUGGUUAGUUAGCUCUGAGUUUAAUGUGCUGCUACUUGGUGAGUGUUUUUAGGAAGGUUGUAGGUAUUUCAUAGGGCCAUAGCAGCGCUGGUGUUUGCACCAAUUUGAGCACUUUUGUCCUUCACGGCUGAUUUUUUUUUUUCCACAUGAGGUCUGGGUUUUGUGUGUGUGUGUGUGUGUGUGUUGACACGAUGACCAGGGACAGGAUAAUGUCCUGAACAUGACUGAAAGUGUGUGGCUUUGUGUGUGUUUACUGUAAAUGGCCCAGAAGUCUGCUUGGUCAAGCGGGUUACCCCCUUAUUUUUUUUUUUUUAAUGCUAGUUUUUUUAAACUACAGUCACUCUGACAAACAUCCUGUUACAUGUGGCAUUGGUACGCAACAUGGCGGCUCAUGUGGUCCAGCUGUACUUCUGAAUGCGGUUUGGGUUUUUUUCAGUCCCGCCACCCCCUCUUCCUCUCUCCUCAUUCUCAAAGCACUCUCUCUGGGGGGGCAGUGGUGGGGGGUGUAGUCCGGAUUUUUUGGACCGGACCCCAAGGGACAGUUUGGCCAUCUGGUUCCAUCGGUGCCAGAUCGAGGAGAGAUAAAGGGACGGAUGGAUUGAGGGAUGUAUUUUUGGGAGCAUGUUUACACCAUGUGGCAUCUGUCUCUCUUUCCAGCACUAGAGGCUAUGGACAGCUGAUGGUUAAUUAUUACAUAACUAGCCCCCCCACCCUUAUUUCUUUUUAGGUUUUUUAGAUAUUAUAUCAUCACAUUAUGAUCAUGAUUAUUGCUAAAUAUGUUAAAUGGCUUUCCUUUGCCUUUUCCGUGUGAUUGCCUUUGCCUGGUGAAGGGGUUCUUGUGCACGCAGCUAUUUGUAGUGUUUUGUUGUUGUUGGUUUUUUAGGGCUGAACUGAGGUGGAAGCACAACAGUUAAGGCUGCUCAACAGAUGCUGUCUGGUGCAGACUGUACUGUACAUAGGCCAGGAUAAAGUGGGGAAAGAACAAAAACAUGAAUUGAUUGCUCUUGCUGCCUGCUCAAAAGGCGAGUCUGUUCCAUGCGUUUUAAUCUCCGUGCUUACAAGCGCUAUGGAUCGGUUUAGAGGGCAGCCCAGUGCACAGGUUUCCUACCGGCUAGUUUGUUCACCCCAGCCUCUUUUUUUUUUUUUUUCCCCACCCCCCUUUUCUUUUCUGGCGUUCUGCAGUCUGAGGUGCUAUGACUUGUCCCGCCACUAGAGGGCAGCCCUGUGCAUGUUUUGUCAUUUUUUGUAUAAUGGUGAAAAGAAAAAUAAUGCCAAAUGUCUGUGUGUGUGUGUUGGGCGGGCAUUGUGUGAGCGAGUGCGGGAGACGAGCUGCAUUGAUCACUAGAUGUUACAUUUGUUGUGGUGAUAAGUUAUGAUGAUGUAUACUUUGGCUGGGUGGGGGUGAUUGUGUGUGUGUGUGUUUGGGGGAGGGGGGUUGGAGGUAGUGGUUGGGUUGUCGAUAAAGAUAAUAGACAAUCUGAAACCCCACAUUACUCUUAUGUACUUUCUUACCCCCUCUAAGCUGUGUGGUGCAAUACCUCAAUUUUUACCAACUAACUAAACGCUCUCCGUGUGUAAACUAGCUUCUCUCCAACCAAGGACGGUAUUUUGUAUAAAUGUCCCUAAAUCCCUUGGUUUUGAAUCGCAGGGCGCUGAUCCCCUGUGUGCCCUGUCCUUUGAGGCCGAUGUAUUAGAUGAGAAUGUUUUUCAAAGAGUCACCACAGCGGUAUCUGCAUCCCCCAAGAUAUGGACAAUCUGCCUUUACUCUGGUAUUAAAACAAAUUGAAUUUUAUUUAUUAAAUUGUAAAUAUGUAAUGCAAUUCAAGAAAAUGGCUUGGUCUUUGUCUGUUCAAUAUACUGUUUCUAAGCUCCAAUCUUUUGUAUGUCUCAGAAAUUGUUUUUUAUAUGUAUUUUUUACAAUAAAUAUGUGUGAGAGACGUUU
This is a messenger RNA of Morone saxatilis (striped sea-bass), 3507 nucleotides long. RefSeq lists its product as uncharacterized. Lineage: Eukaryota; Metazoa; Chordata; Actinopteri; Moronidae. The record is from RefSeq and is a predicted model, not a curated record.